AUAGUAAGGUUGCGUUUGGGGCUGCAUUUAAAAUUCCCGCAGAACAUGACGCAACUGGUCUAAACGGAUUAGGUUAUGCAUGGGUUUUUAUUUGUUGGGGCGUAAGAGUCUUCACGAUGAAAUAUAUCACGUAUAUCACGGCAUUUUGCGUCUUUCUCAGUUACGCUGCUAGAUGUCGCAUGAUUGCGACCGUAUCAAGCAGUGCUGGCGGCAAAGAUGUUAUAACUAGUAGUUAUAACUAAAUGUUAUAGUAGUGUAGUUACAAAGUCUUGGCUGGCGGCCAUACGACAUUAGCGGAAUGGCUGAGAAAGACACGAAAUAUCAUGAUCGUGAAGACUCUCUCACGCGCCAAAAAUAAAUAUUUAAGUAUAUGGAAAGCGCACCCUUCACUUUACAUCAUGAAACACAGGUGCUCAUAGGUUGGUUGAAUAGUCGACGGGGAUUCCCCCAUCUAGCGCUCACGAAACGUUGUUACAUAAUGUUUGCCACUGCAGUGCACAAACUGCACCUGACGCGAGACGCAUACACCAGUGUUCGGUCCAAAUCGGUGACGUAAUAAUGUACUGGUAAUUGGAGUAGACGUGGUGAGAUUGUAGUAUUGUCGUGACGAUUGUCACCGUACUCCUUGUGAUCCGAUCCAUUUAGAAUAUUAUAAGCAACUAAUUGUAAUUGAUGGUGCAAUUGAACAAAAAAAAAGUUUAAAAUUAGUAGUUUAAAAAUUGGACAAUUUCCUUGUUACUGCAACUUGUACUGUAUCUGAUUGAUCUACAAUAUAGUCUAUGUACAUUACUUCAAGAUUAUCUGUAAUAUUGGCUGCAAAAUGUCUGACAAAGUGGACGACGAACUAGUGAAAAUAUUUGAAGAUGGCCUGCGUCUUAACAGUGAUAAAGAAAUUUCCAAAUGCAGUGCAAUUCCAUCAAAUUUGGCUGGGCUUGAAUGCCCGUUCACUUGGAAGUUUGACUGUAAAUGUGAUGUUCCCGAUAUUGUGGAUCGUAUUGAGGGAAAGUUGGACGAAAUGGAUGAUGAUGAUGAGGAGUUAAUUCCGUGGAAAUCUUUUGUGUUAAAUCUGAUCCUGUGUUAUGAAUAUUCAAAGAAUGGAGACCUGGGGGACGCAGAGGAAAAACAAAGUAUUCUGGAUGAAAUUUUGGAGAAGUCUUUGGAUGAAAGUGGAUCUUCAGGUCCUGUCAUAGGUUUAGGACUAAAGCACAUCAGUUUGGCAUGUAAAUGCUUCUUGUUGCAUGCAUCCCAAUUAUACGAUGAAGUUGACAAUACUUUGACUGAAAUUGUGCCCUUUGAAGAUUUGAAAAACAAAGAUAAAGCAAGCGUUAUAAGCAUGAAAGGAGCAUGUUUUGCUGAAUUUGGAUAUUCAGGCAUUAGAGAUUCAAUUGAAUUGUUCGAAAAGGCACUAGAAAUAGACAAUGAAUGCGGGGAGUGGUAUUUUUUGUUGGGCAGAUCGUUGAGUCGGUUAAGAAGAUUAGAGAAGAGAAGUGCAAUACCUGAUCAAAGAGAGUUGAAAUCUCUGGAACGUGCAGUAGAGAUUUCAAAUUAUGUUUCAUUUAUGGUAUUACUCGCUCAGAGCUACCGCGAGACUGCACGAAAUAUCUUCAUUGAAAAAAAGAAAGAAUUAAGAUCGUUUAAACCAUUCUGCGAUUCCCUCAAUCAAAAAUCUUUGGAACUAUAUAAGAGAGUGUUACGGCAAGACAAAAUCAACGUUCAUGUCCUUAUAAGAUGUGGUUUAGGAUUCAUGAAGUUGCCAAUGCCAUGGAAAGAUCUUGACAAUGCUAAAACCUGCAUUCUAAAUGCACUUGACAUUGCCCCCAAAAACCCUAUGGCCAAUCAUGUAGCAGGAACAUACUAUACUACAGUGAAAAAUUAUAAACUAGCAAUGGAGUACCUAUCUAAGGCAUGCACAUAUGGAGUGUUUGGUGCUGAAAUAGACUUGAUUGUACUGAAGUCGCAGAUUAAUGAAACAUAUGUUCCUGUUGCUGAUAUUGAAAGGUUACUGGAAGUAUAUAAAGAGAAACCACAUCAGGAGUCUACGUUGUGUUUAUUGGGAGCAUAUUAUCAUUUUUCUGAGAAUAACUUUAAGAAAGCAUUCACUUACUGGUCUCAAGUUAUUGAAUUGGAUAUUAACUCUGAAAAAUUGAAGGUUUAUUAUGAUGCCAUUGCCCGUUGUCCCUGGAAUAUCAACAAAAUUAUUGUUACGGAAAUUAUGAAAUUGUUGAAUGCUGGAGAUGUCAGUGAAUCUGAGACAACAUUGUUUGAGCAAACAAUAACAAAGUACAUUAGGCAUCAUCCUGGAUUAAUAGUUUCAGCAACAGAUAUAGAUGUUUCCCUGUAUAAAACUAAAGCAUUUGAAUAUAAAUCUUGGAAAAAUCAUUCUAUUGAUAAAAAGUUCUUUUCAGGACAUUCGUUUAAAAGUAAUGAUCCUCUAGGUGGUAGGGGCAAGAAAAAUGCUUCUUCCAGCAAUGAGUCUUCAUUCUUUAGAGUUUCUGGCCAGGGACAGUUCCAUAGUGGUCCAUCUGCUCUCUCGGAUGAUAGCAAAGCCAGUGGCAGCCGCAAUGCUAGAGGCAGGGAAAGGGAUGUCAAAGGAAGCAGGGGUAGAGGGUGGGGCAGAGAUCAGGGCAGAUGGGGGGGUGCAGGGGGUUCAGAUGACAGAGACAGAGGUGUGGAGACUGAAAGGAGAAAGGGUGGAAAGGCUGGUGAACUUUCCUGGGGGACAGAGGAGCAGCCCAAGUCAGGGACUCAUAAAAGUAAUACUGGUGCUGUGAAAAAGAACUUUUAUCAUGGAGCAAAGUCUACCACUGGCAGCUGGAGAACCGGUUCUAAUUAGAAUAUUUUUAUUCACCUGCGGGACAUAUGAAUUGGUGUAAUCAGAAAUUUGGGGGGAAUAUGAUCUUGUAUGGUUCUAAGAAAUGUGUGAAUGACAAUCUUUAUUUUUAUUGUUUGUGGUAUCCUAAUAGUUAUUAACUAUUCAAAAUAUCUGCUCUUAGACGUCGCUGGCAUUGAUAUCCAAAUUCCUUAAAUAUGCUCCAUAAUUCACAGAGAAUGUUCUUAUGAAAACAUAAUAGAGAUUAUUGUUUUUAAAAAUGAAGUUCUAGAAAUCAUUUAUUAUAUUGUUUUGUGUCACCAAUGAAAUAUAUUUUGUAUAUUGAUCAAAAUAAAGAAAUCAAAGGAAACAACAACAAAAAUUAUUUCAAGAAAUUAUUGCCUUAGUAAUGUGAUGUCCCCUCCUAUGU
Gryllus bimaculatus (two-spotted cricket) is the source of this 3239-nucleotide messenger RNA. NCBI's taxonomy places the organism in Eukaryota, Metazoa, Arthropoda, Insecta, Orthoptera, Gryllidae. The record is from the annotation of a GenBank genome assembly.